Molecule: messenger RNA, 870 nt
Organism: Cucurbita pepo subsp. pepo (vegetable marrow)
Lineage: Eukaryota; Viridiplantae; Streptophyta; Magnoliopsida; Cucurbitales; Cucurbitaceae
Source: RefSeq, a predicted model, not a curated record
GCGUGAGAGAGAGAAGCAGAGGAAACGAAAGGAGACGGAAGGAAGUUUUCAGACAGGAAAAGAAAAAAUCUUUUUGUUUUUUUUUUUUUCCUGUUCUUUUUAUUCUCCUCUUGUUUCGGGCUCGAGAUCUCGGUCGGAAUCCGAAUCGGUAUCGGAAUCGGAGUUGUUUGUUAUUGAAGAAAUGGCGUUUGUUUCGUUCGUCGGAAGAGUUCUCUUCGUCUCGGUCUUUGUUCUCUCUGCUUGGCAAGAUUUCAAUGAUUUUGGUACUGAUGGAGGAUCAGCGGCCAAGUAUCUGAAGCCGAAAUUCAACGUUUUCACUCGCAAUUUCGAAUCUCAUACAGGGUUGAAUUUCCCAAAAGUUGAGAUCUUACAUCUUGUGGCUAGUGCGAUUGCGUUGAAGGGCCUUGGAAGUCUGCUGUUCAUCUUCAAUAGCUCCAUUGGAGCCUUUCUACUGAUCUUGCAUCAGGCUAUUGCUACACCGAUCUUGUACGAUUUCUACAACUACGAUGUGGAGAAGAAGGAAUUCAACCAACUGUUUGUGAAAUUCACUCAGAAUCUGGCAUUGUUGGGAGCAUUGCUGUUCUUCAUCGGCAUGAAGAACUCGAUUCCAAGGAGACAAGCAGGGAAGAGGAAUCCCAAAUCAAAAACAUCAUAGAUUAUUAUGAUGAAUCAGCUGAGGAGAGGGAGGGCGGCGCAUGUUUUUUUGUUGUCUGUAGGACUCUUUUAUUAGCUUAACACUCAUAUGAUGAUCCUCUUGUCUUUGAAUCUUUCAUUUUGGUUUGUGAUAUGAACUUGAGGAUGUUUUCUUGUAUUUUCGAGUUGGGGAUUAUGUGAUUGUAAUGAAAUUUAUUUCACAUAAAUUUUAAGUUU